AUGUCUCCUCUCAUGAUGACACCAAUCCUGCACCCGAUCACUGCAGAAGAAGAAGCCUAUUCUGAGAGCCAAAGGAAAACCAGGAGUGUUGUUGAACAGGCACUUGGUGUAACUAAAGGCAGAUUCAGGUGUAUGCACAAGAAUGGUGGUCAUCUCUGGUACACCCCAGAGAUGUGUGGGAGAAUCAUCAUGGUCUGUUGUAUCCUGCACAAUUUUUGUCAGGAAAACAACGACCCGCACCAUGAGGAUGAAGAUCCUGACAUUGAUGCAAGUGUUCAUGACAAUGUGUGUUUGUUGGUCCUGUACUUGCCUCUGGUCUCAGGACCAGGGAAGAAAUAAUCAGGAACUUCUUUACACAUUAGUCAUGUACACCUGCCUCGAUGUCAGGAUCUUCAACUCAGCAGCCACAUGAAUCUGCCUUAUGG
This is a messenger RNA of Lingula anatina, 425 nucleotides long. Its product is annotated as putative nuclease HARBI1. The record is from RefSeq and is a predicted model, not a curated record. NCBI's taxonomy places the organism in Eukaryota, Metazoa, Brachiopoda, Lingulata, Lingulida, Lingulidae.